GUGCGCCGAGCUCGAGGCCGAGCGGAGCGGAGCUGUGAGGUGCCAGCGCGGAGCCGGCUAGCUGGCAAGCAGGCGGGCCGGCGGGCGCGAGGCGGAGCGCGGGCGGCGGGAGAAGCUCGAGGGCGGAGGGCGGCGGCGCGAGUGCUCGGCCCGGGCCUGCGGGAGCCGGAGACCGCGGCGGCGGCGGCGGCGGCGGCUGCGGCUGCUGCCAGAGGAGCCGAGGGGACACCGCCCUGCCCGCGCUCUGCCGCAGGCCAUCUCUGCUCCCCCGGGACCCCGCGCGGACUCGCCUCCGUGAAGUGUCACGAUGUCUGACCGGAAGGCAGUGAUCAAGAACGCAGACAUGUCUGAGGACAUGCAACAAGAUGCCGUUGACUGCGCGACGCAGGCUAUGGAGAAGUACAACAUAGAGAAGGACAUUGCUGCCUAUAUCAAGAAGGAAUUUGACAAGAAAUAUAACCCUACCUGGCAUUGUAUUGUGGGCCGAAAUUUUGGCAGCUACGUUACACACGAGACAAAGCACUUCAUCUAUUUUUACUUGGGUCAAGUUGCAAUCCUCCUCUUCAAGUCAGGCUAGGUGGCCGCAGUGAAGGUGUCGGUGGCGGCAGCAGUGAUGGCAGGCAGGCGGCCUUGCUGGGACUGUUUUGCACUGGGGCCAGCAUCAGGAUGUCCUCUCCAAUGGCUGUGCUACUGCAUGGACUGUAUACUCGAUUUCAUGUGUAUGUCGCAGUAAACAAAACCAAACUUCUUUCUGUUUAGUUGCCUGUGGAAGAAGGCUGCUUUACGUUUAUUUUUCAAGACUUAAAUUUUUUUUUUUUUUUUUUUUUUUGGUUGUAUUGCACUAGGAAAUCUCUCCCACCCCUCUCUUUUCUCUUUCUCUCCUAUACAAAUAAAAAGCCCUCAACAAAGCCUGUGAGACUAGGAGGGCUGGGGAAAGGAAAUAGGUUUCUGGAGGUGGAACUAAAACUGUAGCUGCUUCUUCCUGGUGGUGGAUGCUGCUUUGGGAGGGCCAGGGAGGCUGCACGGGGGACAGUGUUAGGAUUGACAAGGGGAGAGGGAUAGGAAGGAGAGUAGGGAGAUGGAUCUAGUACCAGGGAGAAUAUUCCACUGAACUGUGAUUCCACGCCUUGGGGCAGAGGGUGGGGCAGGGGCUGGAUUCUUUAAGGGGCCCUGAGACGUGUUUGUCUGUGAUGUGUGGGCGUGGGGAGCAGACUUCUCUUGCUGUCUUUGUCAGAAGAGUUUCUGAGUGAGGGCUGUGUCUUUUAUUCUUUUAUUCUUCCUGCCAGAGCUCAUGCUAGGAGGAUGUUGAGGGUGGGAUUAGCUUGAUUUUUUUUUUUCUUUUCAUUCUUCUCUCCUCCUGUCUGCUCCCUGCUUAGCUCUCUGUUUUCUCAUUCCUCCAGAGUUCUCUUAGAGCAGCCCCUGGUAGUUGGCUGGCAAGGGAAUUUCUGGUGACUAGUUCUUAGUUAGGUCUUAGCAAUCAAACCAAAUCAGUGUGUCCCUUGAUUUUCCUCUGUAUAUGUGUGUGAGUGUGUGUAUAUCUUGGUUUGGGGUAGAGGGGAGGGAGGGGCAGGACUGUGGAAUCUCUAAGGUCUGUGGGUAGACAAGUGGGCCUUUAUGUUAAAAACCUCUGGGGGCCUCUGUUUUGGGGGUGAAGACGGGUAUCACCCUGCCCCCCCUCAGCCAUCUGGCCUUGACACUGCUUGCCCUAUGGCUGUCUGCUCCCAGGAGGGCUUUAGGAGGAUAGUCCAGGAUGAGGUGGUCAUGCUACCAUCCGUCCUGGAGCUGGGUCUCAGUGGAGAGGGAAAGUGACUUUGUGCAUGGUGGCAGCCUCUUGUGGGAGGCCGGGGUGGAAGUGUGAUAAAGGGCUGUUGAGGGGCUUUGGGGGAACUUUGGAGGUCAGUCUUGCAGUGGUGAAGCCAGGAAUCGGGGGAUGGAACAGGACCGCUAGUGGGAGGAGAUUCCAAGGGGAGUGCUCGGGAAAUCUUGUCUGUGGAUCAAACAGUGAUGGGGUGGGGGAUGGGGUGGGGGGAGUCAUUACUGAUUGAGCUGUUGAUUCUUGUAGAUCGCAUUAAAAACUCUCAUGUGUAGGGUUGAUGCUGUGGAGGGGGUUUGGGAUCCAGCUCAUUCUCUCUUUUUUUUUUUUUCCAAGUUCAUCCUAGAGGUUGGUGAGGAGGCAGGAGAAUGCCCCCUUCUCAAGCCUUUUGUGUGUGCUGAGCUUUCUUUUUGAUGUUGACAAGGGAGAGUGGGGACCGGGAUGGUGAGUGAGUUCCCUAUAUAAAACCCUUUGGUGUUGAGUUUAGGUUUAUUUUUUUAUGAGUGUCCAGAUCUGUUUCCCCCUGCCCUCCCAGACUUGUGUGGCCAGUUGGAAAUGUCUGGUUUGUGUUCAUCUCUCCCUCAUUUCUGGAGCAGGGGCUGAGACCCUGCCACAUCUCCUGUGCUCUGCAUCCACGCCUCUUUUGGACAUUAAAGAUCGAUUGAUGCACUUCUGA
Mesoplodon densirostris (Blainville's beaked whale) is the source of this 2489-nucleotide messenger RNA. RefSeq names its product dynein light chain LC8-type 2 (gene DYNLL2). Lineage: Eukaryota; Metazoa; Chordata; Mammalia; Artiodactyla; Ziphiidae. The record is from RefSeq and is a predicted model, not a curated record. Gene Ontology annotation, biological process: cilium assembly; microtubule-based process. Gene Ontology annotation, molecular function: dynein intermediate chain binding; dynein light intermediate chain binding. The transcript has 3 exons. Gene Ontology annotation, cellular component: cytoplasmic dynein complex. Bases 308 to 577 code for a protein of 89 amino acids.